Cryphonectria parasitica EP155 is the source of this 1028-nucleotide messenger RNA. RefSeq lists its product as uncharacterized. Bases 278 to 844 code for a protein of 188 amino acids. The transcript is spliced from 2 exons. Lineage: Eukaryota; Fungi; Ascomycota; Sordariomycetes; Diaporthales; Cryphonectriaceae. The record is from RefSeq and is a predicted model, not a curated record.
AACAGCGCCUAUGCGAGCCGAGGAUGUAGUCGAUCACCACAUGCAUCCUCAGGAUGCGCCGGCAGACCCCACAGUUGCAGAAAAUCGGCCUGGGACAGAAGGUGGCACCAACAACACUCACUCUCGUAUCUCUUUGUUACAACCCGCACCGACCUUCGCAUUACGGGAGAGCUCCAUAAAGACGAGGUCUGUGUCGAGUACAACACGCCGUAAUAAAUGUGUUCGCUACUUGGUGGAGGAGCAAGAGAUACGUUUUGGCAGCAUGCCUCAAGCUAGAAUGGCAAUGAGUCGUGCUGUCCCCGCCCCUCUCUCGCCGGGGAACGAUAUCCAUUUGAUAGUCGGCAUAUUCUCUACUCCGGAUGGCGAGCCGCAAGAGAUUUCUGUUGACGUUAAAGACGCCAAGAGCUUAUUCCGCAAAUUCAGAUGGGCAACUUGGCGCCUGCGGGGCAUGUAUGGUUUCUUUUCUCUAAAAACAGUCGCGGCGUUCAAAGUAUAUGAGUGUAUUGGUACCAAUCACGGCGGUCAUCGACGCAUUGAUCUUGACGAUGCGUCAACGGCCUCUAUGAAGCAGCUAUUUCUGGCGUACAAGCAAGCCCGGUUUAGAGACGACGUAGCGAUCAAGUGGGCCAAGUGGAUCAAUGUCUGUCUGAAUGAAAACUCGUACUCGAUCGAGCUUGUUCUGGACUGGUCUCCUACCAGACUCGCCAUCGCGUUGCUGAGCCCGGUAGCUCUGAGUCUGGCGGUUGGAUCUUGGUUCAACUCGCGGGACUGGACCGAUCUGGCGACUAUUCAAACGGCUUGGGGCAUCGCCUCCUACGUUGUUACUGCGACUGGUUGUAUGUAGCUGUUUGAGCUGCCUUUCAUUCCCAGAUUCGACACCGUGUACUGACUUUGAUGCUGCCUAGUGGUGGCGGCUUUGCUCACGUUAAUAAGCGGCUUGGGCCACCUGUAGCUUCUCUUUCCAGCAGGUGGCACGUCGGAAACAGUUAGCAUUACUGACCUCGAAUUGAACAAGUCAGUCUCAACCU